Molecule: messenger RNA, 696 nt
Organism: Brassica oleracea var. oleracea
Lineage: Eukaryota; Viridiplantae; Streptophyta; Magnoliopsida; Brassicales; Brassicaceae
Exons: 6
Coding region: 1-696 (231 amino acids)
Biological process (GO): gravitropism; regulation of growth
Source: RefSeq, a predicted model, not a curated record
AUGGGAUCAAGUGCUAGAGAAACGGGAUUAGUGUUUACGGUGUCGUUAAAAACAUGGGACCACUAUGAUCAUCUUUAUCUCCUUAAGCUAUUCAAGGAUAUCAAAGAUCAUCUACAGAAAAGGAAUUUCUUGGAUACAGACACACAUACAUGUGCUUAUUUAUAUGUCUCUUGCAACAUAAAGAUUUUUAGUUGGGUUCAAACAAAACUUAGUGGAAAGAAACAUAAGUCAACUUCAGAUUCUUCUCAAGAAACAUCAGGACCUGCUUUGAGUAAAGACCUCCAAAGUUGGCCUCAAGAAACAGUACUAGCCAUUGGAACACUUGGAAACAAUCUCUUCUCCAAAGAAGAACAAGAAAAAGAAGAUGAAGCAGAUUCUAGCAAAGACCUCACUAGGGUUAACACGGAUGUUACUAUCGGAAAGAAGAAAUCGCUCUCUUUUCUUCUCAAGAAGAUGUUUGUUUGCACAAAUGGCUUCAAAAUCCCACCUCCUCCUCUUGAUUUGUCUACAGGAGAUUCAGUUCCCUACACACGUAUGGAAAAGAUGCUGAAGACAAUACCCAACAAGAAAAUACAUCCACAACAUUCAAAUGCUAUAGCAAAGAAGUAUUUGGAGAAUCGUAAGACUAUAGAUGAAGCUCGUCCAAGUGUUGAGGCCAACAAAUGGAGCAAGACUGAUUCUGAAUGUAUCCAGUGA